Mytilus trossulus (common blue mussel) is the source of this 4694-nucleotide messenger RNA. RefSeq lists its product as uncharacterized. The record is from RefSeq and is a predicted model, not a curated record. Bases 363 to 4640 code for a protein of 1425 amino acids. Lineage: Eukaryota; Metazoa; Mollusca; Bivalvia; Mytilida; Mytilidae. The transcript has 3 exons.
UAGCUUGAGAAGAACAGAAAGUCAAGAGACAAAAAGAACAAGAAGCAAGCGAGGCCUUGAUAAAAAAGCUUGGAGAAGAAUUAAAAAAGUCAAGUCUGUACAUCAGCAGAUGAUUUAGGAAAGAGAGCAGGAUUAAUUAGCUAAAGAGUUAGGAAUUGUUGUCUCUGAGAUCUAGGCUAGAUUUUAUUAACAAGAAAAGAAGCUGGGCUUUAGAAUGAUACAGAAUGAACAAGCAGAUAGUAGUAGAUUUUCCAAACAUUGAUAAUGGUUUUCUGUAACCAUGGUAACUGUACUUAAGGAUGAACACAACUGUACCUGAUAUCAACCUAUAAAGCCAUUGGUCAAAUAUCACAUCAUUCAAAAUGGAUGACUUUUUGUCGUUUACGAUUCUUGAUGAAUCUGACUCAGAAGAUAUUCUGUAUUGUAAAAAUUGUGGGGAGUUAUUAGAGGAACAAUCAGAUAUGGUCAGUCACGACUGUCCGAAACUUUCUGCAGAACACAAAAAGGAUUUGAAAAUGACCUUGACACUUGAUAAAUUAAAUCACAAGGAUAAAACCCAAAAUAAAUCUUCAUCGAACAAGCGUAAACAUAGUGAUGUAUUAGACCAAGAAUUGACGGAGCAAGUCUUUUUAAUAAAAGAAGAUUCCCUAAUAAAAAACAAUUACAAUGUGAAAAAAACUCAGAAUGAAAAAGAUGCAAAAAGAACAAAAUUAGACAUGCAUGAAGACAAGCAAUCUAGUCAAUCUGAAAAUAGAAAAAAGUGGACAAAUAAAACAGCAAUGAAGAUUGAAUCUCAAAAAAAGUUGAAAAAUAAUAAGUCUUCAAAAGUAAAAAUUCAAAGGUUAGAUGUCAAUUUGAAUAGAAAAGAUGAUCCAUUGUCUACGAAAUUAGAUAGUUAUAUUUCACCAAAAGGAGUUUUGAAAGGAGGUGGCAAAGUUAAUGGUGAGUCUGUUGAAAUGCAGGAGAAAAUCCAACCUGCAUUGAAUAGGAUAGGAACAGAGAUGAAUAAUAAAGAAAAACAAGAACUGUCUAAAAUAAAACAAAACUCCAGAAAAACAGGAAGUCACAAACAUAAAAUAAUGCCUUCAGUCAGAGCAGAAAUUAAAGGAACAGCUAAUUCAGACAAUGUUAAUAUUCGCAUUGAAAAGUUUCAAAGCAAUGAACAGGUCUCUCCUAAAAUGAGAAUUGAGAGAGAACAAAGUGAAAAGGACAUUACAUCAACUAAGGUGACUCCAAAAUCAACAGAUAGUACACAAACAUUAAAUUGUGCAGAAGUGGAUUCCUUUUCUGACGUUGACAACACCAAUAUACAAGAUGAUGAGGUACUACAUCAAACUCUUAAAGGGGAAAUAACUCAGGCAACUCUUGAAGGGGAAAUAACUCAGGCAAGCUACUCUCACAUAGGAAAAGAAAUAGAAGACAAAUUAUCAGAAAAAGGAGGUGGAACUAAAAAGCCUAUGUUUAUGACAUUGUGUGACUCUUGUGGAUUUUUUGUACCAACAGAGCAUGAAUGUGCUGUUCAGAAUAAUAGUAAUCUUGAACUUUUUACUUCUGUUUUAUCGACAGAAUCUGAAGAUAGAAUUCCUAAAGGAACUGAUUUUGUAAUUGUUGAGAAAGGAGCAAGUAAUCCAGAUCUGUCAGUACAAAAUUUUCAUCAAAUAAAUGGCUAUUUGAAAUCAGGAAAAGACUCCACCUUAGAGGAUUAUAAUUGUAUACAAUGUGGCGAGUCAUUUGUCAGUAACAAUAUACAAAUCAAAAGUGAAGAACAAAUCUUCUCCAUUGGUUCAGAUUUGGUAACAUUCUUUCGAUGUGAGAAAUGUACAAUAUUGCUAAGUGUCAAAGAUAAAAUUAAAGAAGGAUUCGUAACUUGUAUGAAUGUUGAUGAUUUUACACCUCUAAUAGACAGGAAAAAGAAUAAGGUUGUAUGUAGAAUAUGUGGUGAGGACUUGAAUGACCUGGAAAAAAUCAAAUGGUUGUCUCAUUUUGUCAGUCAUGCUAAACAAAUAAAGAAGCAGUGUAUAAUAUGCCUACAGCCUAUUUUUACAUUAAGGAAAACAAGAACACAUAUGAGGAAGCAUAAAAUCUUGAUAGAGACUACAAACUUUUUCAGACAAGUAAAACCAGAACUAAGUGGAUGUCAUAAAAAGUCUGACAAAAUGAAUAGCGUAGCAUAUGAAGAAAAUGUUGAUAAGGUUCAAAGUUCAGAAGGGUCAGCAGGAAAUUUAGACCAUAUUCCGACAGCACUGACAAAUUGUAAUCAAACAGACAAGGAAACACCGACAUUAUAUGACAAGGAUGGAAACAUGUUCAGAGUUGAUUUGGCCAAAAAUACUCUCAUUUGUAAUUUUGCAAAAGAGGAUAAAAACAAAAACAAAACCAUGUCACAUGACACAAUGAGAAAAUCAGUUGGUAUAUCAUCUUCACGGAACGAAAACUCUGAAAGAAGCCAAUCCGUGUAUACUUACAAAGUAGAUGGAAAUAAUGUUGUACCCACUUCAGAAACUGGUGUUCCAGAUAAUAGAUGGCGAGGCAAUGAUCGUAACAAAUUAACAAAUUCCUUGGAUAAAUAUAACCUGAGAAAGGGGAAAAAGAAAGUGGAUUACGCUGAACUGGAUAAAGGCUUGGCCCCAGAAAGUCAAUAUACAGUAGCACCUUCACAUGUUAGGCUGUCGUCUGGUUAUAGGGUUCAUAAUUCUAACUUUAAUGGUGUAGUACCUGCUAGGUAUCAGUCUAACCUGAAUAGACAGUCAAUGGCUGCCUCUGCUUUCAAUACCACAGCACCAUCAGUUAAUAGACAGUCAAUGGCAGUCUCUUCUUUCAAUACCACAAUGGCGUCUGCUAACACCACACACCUAGAUAACAGACGCAUGACUAUAAUGGUGUCUGCUAACACAACACCUAUAGUGCAGUCAAAUACAAAUGUCAUCAGGAACAAUCAGAAUUAUGCCAACUCGCUCCUUUCAUCACAAGCUUACAUAGGAGAUCUAAUUCAGACAUUAGAUACAUGCCCUUCAACUGAGAUUUCUGAUCAGUUCUUACAAUUGGCAGACGGUCAUCCAGUUGUUAGUACACCAAGUUCACAGUUAAAUGAGAUAUCUAGCAGUAAAAAUAUGUUUGAUGACAUUUUGACCUCUGCUGGAACUGUGAGAACUUACCCUUGUUACCAUAGUAACAAUCAAAGGCCAAUAUCACAUGGUUUGCAGGAAGUUCAAACCCCUAUAGAUCAUUCAAACUCCCAUUUAUCAUCAGGAAAUGUGUCACAGAUUUCAGUGAAUGCUUCACAUCUACAGUCAAAAUCUUAUAUUCACGUGCCACAAGCUUCUGUUGUAAGAUUGAUUGAUAAUUCAGGACAAGUUAGUCAAACCAUUCAAGGAAAAAUGUCAAACACAAGCAUGAUUGACUUAAAUAACACUUCAGUACCUGUAUCGGCUACAUCAUACCCCAAUGACCUAUUGGGACAGUUAGUGCAGUCCUCUGGUAUAACAGAAGGUUUACAAGAUGGAGAUAUUUUCAGCAAUUAUGUACAGAACAAUAUUUCUAUUUCAUCAAGAGACAUACCUACUAGUCUUAUGUCAACAACUCAUGCGCCCCAGGUGUCACAGACCUCUGUUCUGCCAAAUCAUGCACCUCAGGCGUCACAGACCUCUGUUCUGCCUAAUCAUGCACCUCAGGUGACACAGACCUCUGUUCUGCCUAAUCAUGUGUCCAAAACAUUGAGUUUAUCACAGUCCUUGAGCUUGCCACAACAGGCAUCACAGACCUCAAGUUUAUUAGAGCCUUUGGCUUUGCCUCCACAGGUGGCACAGACCUCGAGUUUAUCACAGUCUUUGAGUCUGCCUCAACAAGUGGCACAGACCUCGAGUGUAUCACAGCCUUUGAGUCUGCCUCAACAAAUGGCACAGACCUCAAGUGUAUCACAGCCUUUGAGCUUGGCACAACAGAUGGCACAAACUUCAGAGUUGAUAAAUGUAUCAGUAAGCUUGCCUUAUUCCAGUAGCGUAAGUUUGACACAAAGUAACAUGACGAACAUCACAACACAUGAACCACAAACAAAUACAGGAGGUGUGUCUAAUAGUUUGGAUGAAAACUUUAAUAGAAUACAGAUGCUUUACAUGCAAGAGAUGCCAGAAGGCAUGACUGAGGAGGAAGAGAUCAAAUUUUUGUCCCAAAUGAAUUCUGAUGGUGCUACUCCAUUUCAGAUCAAGGAAAGUAGUGAAAGUGAUAAUGAAAGUACUAGUGAUAGUGUUAAUAACUACAAUCACAGUCAAAAUGGGGACGAAAAUGUGGAAAAUUGUAACAAGGUGCAAAACAAAAAAAAUGCUAAUUUUGAAAGUUUGAAUAUUGGCAUUGUGCAAAAUUUUGACGAAGGAAACCCAAUGUAUGUACAAGAGGAAGUUGAAGUUGAGAGUACAUGUAGUAAAGGUAUACCUCGAACAUGGGCGAGAAAGAAAAUAUCCCCAAAAACAUCACAAGAUUUUAAAUGUAAAUUGUGUGCACUAACCUUUAGACGUAAGGACCUGUUGUCAAAGCAUGAAGAACUACAUGUGACUAAUCCACAUACAUGUUGGCAGUGUUGCCUCACAUUUAAUUCAGCUGUUCAAUAUUCAAACCAUAUCAAAGAAGAAAAAUAUAAUCACUGAUUAUAAAAGCACAUUUGAUUUAACCAAGGACAAUGUAAUUCAAUUUAUUUUUAU